AGAUAGAGAGAGAGAGAACGGUGGCGUAAUCAAUAAACGAAGAAGGAAGAAAGGAAAAAAAAGAUCAAAAACCCUAAAUUACGAUCUGAUACAUAUAAAGUUUUCUUCACUUGGAUUGGAUUGUAUCAGUUAAAUUGUUCACCAAAAAACUCCAAGUAAUUAUCGGCUGUUCGCGAAAAUCGGGCGCUUCAGGUUUUGGGAUAAUAAACUCAUGGCAACUGCAACAAUGGCCACUGCAGCUGGUGCAGCUGCUCUUUUGUAUUAUACUUUAAACAGAAAAUUGCUAACGAAUACAGAUUCUGAAGAUAAAGAUGAAAGAGGCAGUGAAUUGAAUAAUGCUCAUCUAGGAUUUGAUCGAAUUUCAAAUAGACUUAUUCAAGCACCCGCCACAUGGAUGGAGACUAUCUCAACUUUGUCAGAGACUCUUAGAUUUACUUACUCUGAAACAUUAGGGAAGUGGCCCAUUGGAGAUUUGGCAUUUGGGAUUAAUUUCCUUCUCAAGAGGCAGGGUCACUUGCAUGUUGCAAGUGUAUUUGGUGGGGAAGAUAGUGUACAGCUCAAAGGAAAUGAAAUAAUAUCAGAGCUUAAAUGUUUCUUGAAUUUUUUGACGCUUUGCUGGCAUUUCUCAAAGAAGCCGUUCCCUGUAUUUUUGGAGAUGACUGGCUAUUCUAGAGAAAAUGUUGUUCUUGAGGAACCAAAAGCUGGUAUUCUGAAACCUGCUUUUACAAUACUUGUGGACCAUAAAACAAAAUCAAUCCUUUUGCUUAUCCGUGGAACUCAUAGUAUCAAGGACACUUUAACUGCUGCAACUGGGGCAGUUGUGCCAUUCCAUCACAGUGUUGUACAUGAAGGAGGAGUCAGCUCCGUUGUGUUAGGUUAUGCACAUUGUGGAAUGGUUGCAGCGGCACGGUGGAUUGCAAAGCUUGCAACUCCUCUUCUUAUCAAAGCGCUUGACCAAUAUCCCAACUAUAAGUUUAAGAUUGUAGGACAUUCUCUUGGUGGAGGUACAGCUGCUCUUUUAACAUAUAUUCUACGUGAGCAGAAUGAACUGUCAAUGGCUACAUGUUUAACAUUUGCUCCAGCUGCUUGUAUGACCUGGGAGUUGGCAGAAUCUGGGAAAGAGUUUAUCACUUCAGUCAUAAACGGAGCUGAUUUGGUUCCCACUUUUUCUGUUGCUUCAGUAGAUGACUUGCGUGCUGAGGUGACUGCUUCAGCUUGGAUUAAUGAUCUGAGGAGUCAGAUUGAGCAUACAAGAAUUCUUAGUACAGUUUAUCGAUCUGCAUCAGCAUUGGGAUCCCGUCUUCCAUCUAUGGCCAAUGCAAGAGCCAAAGUUGCGGGGGCUGGUGCGAUUCUUCGUCCAGUCUCCAACCGGACACAGGUUGUGAUGAGGAGAGCUCAGACCAUGGCACAAGCAGCUUUAUUAUCACGGCCAUCUUUAAAUAUAUCAUCAUGGUCCUGCAUGGGUCCUCGACGUCGAGCAGCAGCUGUAACUCGUUCGAAUUCCGAAAGAAUGGAUAUUUCCUCCGAACCAGAAACCGCCGCUGAACCCGAUUCUUCUUCUCCUUUCAUCGUCCAUUCCCACAAUACAGGUACAAUAGUCGAAUCUCUAGACGUUCCAGUCUCUUCUACCAGAGAAGAAGCGAUAUGGCAAUCGGGGAUAGAAUAUUCCGUUGUCGAAGAAGAAGAAACAGUUUCGCAAACAGUAUCAGACUCAAUUGGCAGCAAUCGGGAUGAAGAAAGGAUGACUGAAGUUGAGUUAUGGCAGCAACUUGAGCAAGAACUUUACAAGCAUGGAGAAGAAGAGGAUGAUGAAGAAGAAGAGGAUCAUGAAGUUACUCAUGUAAAGGAGAUAAGGGAAGAAGAAGAAGCUGCCAUUGCAGAAGUAGCGGAGGAGGUGGGUCAGGCAGCGAUUAUUUCUGUGCCGGAAACUAAGGAAGUACAUAGAUUUUUUCCACCGGGGAGGAUCAUGCAUAUCGUUACAAUCUGUUUGGGGUCGGAUUUGGAAAGUGGAAACAAAGAAGGGGAUGACGAUGACGAGGAUGAUGAAGAUGAAGAACCGAGGGAGAGUAAGGUUGGUAUAUUUCUAACUGAGAGGGAAUUGUAUAGCAAAUUGAGACUUUCGAAGACGAUGAUUGCAGAUCAUUUCAUGCCUGUUUAUAGAAGACAGAUUGAAAAGCUGAUUGAUGAUCUUGAGAAAGAUUUAAAAUUGGUAACUGUGGAUAGUAAUAAUAAUAUUAGGAAGGAAGAAGGAGAAGAGCAUUUGGAGGAAGAAAACAAAAAAGUAUAGUAUUUAGAGAGACUUCUUUGUUAUCUUGUACAUUGAUAAAUAAAUUAGGUUUAUUUAGGAUACUAUGACAGAAAAUAGAACCCUUGCUCUCAUUUUUUUUGGUAGGGUAUGACUUGUUUUCUUUUCAUGUACAUGAAUUCUUCUUUUUUUGCUUGUCCAAAUAUGUAACUUUCUUUGGUGA
Messenger RNA from Impatiens glandulifera, 2468 nucleotides. RefSeq lists its product as uncharacterized. The record is from RefSeq and is a predicted model, not a curated record. The transcript is spliced from 8 exons. NCBI's taxonomy places the organism in Eukaryota, Viridiplantae, Streptophyta, Magnoliopsida, Ericales, Balsaminaceae. Bases 212 to 2287 code for a protein of 691 amino acids. Gene Ontology annotation, biological process: lipid catabolic process.